Molecule: messenger RNA, 9075 nt
Organism: Gamsiella multidivaricata
Lineage: Eukaryota; Fungi; Mortierellomycota; Mortierellomycetes; Mortierellales; Mortierellaceae
Exons: 11
Coding region: 311-8887 (2858 amino acids)
Cellular component (GO): cytosol
Source: RefSeq, a predicted model, not a curated record
UUCUUUUCAUCGCCAUUCUACUCAUCUCUAUCCAUCCCCCUCAUCUCUUUCUCUUUCUCCCCUUCCCUCCCUUUCUUUCUCCCCUCAGUCCUCUCUUGCCCUCCAAUCGACACUCUGUAUCAUAUUUAAUUAUAUAUACCUUAGUAUUACCACCAAAUCAGGGCCAAUAACGCGCUUUCUUCACACCUUGACCUUCACGCCCCAUACUUCGCACUCAGGAUUAAUCGCCUCCUCUAAUCCCACAACUCCUCAUCCCCUUCCCCCUUCCUUCGCCUUGUCAAGCCAACCUCACCGUGUCUAAUCCACUCUGAUGUCUCCGGCCGACAUCGCAGGAUCAGCCGUGGUUGACACGUCUACCGCCAACUCGCCUGCGAACGUCAUGACCCCAAUUCCACAGACUGCACCUGAUAGCCAUUCAGAGGCUGUGCCAACCACAAGCGCAACAAACGCAAACGCAAACGCUACAGCAACCACAGGCACAACUGCCGUCAUCGCUGCUCCCGCUUCCGCUGCUGCAGCUGCUGACGGCACUCCAGAGCCUUCCACACAGGCAAUUGAUGCAUCGGCUUCACCUCCAAAAGGACAAGGAACACCAGCAGGCGCGAAUAGUAGGACCCCUGCGCCUCCAGGAGAAAAGACGUCCUCUACAACGGACAAACCUGUACCCACGGAUCUCGAAUCUGCGCACAGAGAGAAGGGCCCCGACACUGAGGCUGCAGUAGAUAAUUCAGCAGCACUGGUCGAUGACACUGUCGAGAUCGCUUCUGAUAUUCAAGAGCGCUCGCAGCUCAGCGACAUCGACCGGGAUUCUUUGGCGGACCAGGACGAAUCCGACUUUGCGCACGACACUGCCACCGAAGCUCUUCGUCCUGGCGAGGCUCAGGGUGCUGCUCCAACUAUCAGCACCGCCUUUCCUGCUACAGUCAGUCCAGGAAAAGUCAACAAGAACGAUGAAACAAACAACAGAGACAUUGAGGAUAUCACUGCGGCUAAUUCCACCAACCCAUUGGCCACGGAGGCACCUGUUUCGACAUCAAUUGCUCGUAACAGCACCAGUGCUAUAGGAGCAAAAUCUGCAAAUGACAAACCGGCUAGUGAGCUGCCUGUAUCCGAGAAGGAAACUCCGGACGAGGAUUCAGCGUCAGCACCAGCAGCAUCAUAUACAUCACCGAACCACGAGUGGGCCAGGAUCCUUCAGAAGCGACUCGGGAAAGGACUCAACGAUGCACAAUUGCUGGCUCGGUCCAAUAGUAUGCUCGCAUCUCCUAGUAUUUUGGCGCAGUCGCUGAUACAGGUGAUCCCCAGUCUCCAGGUCAAGGAAUCGUCAGCAGUAUCGCCAGGAGCUACGGGGAGAGAGUACCAGACCGCAGAGGAACUAUUCGAUCGACCAGCAACCAUUGAACCAUCAGGACCGGCCUUUCAUUACGAUAGCCAUUUUUCGAGGGACGAGGUGUUCCCAUCAAGCGCCCUUGCUAACAACUCGCAGGCACCGCUCCUGCUCUUUGCGCCUCUGAACCCUGAACAGCUCCUGGGAAAGUCCUCGAACUCAUCAAAGUCAAAAGCACCUCCUCCACUUGCGGAUAAUCCGUCGCCUGCAAAGCAGCCUCAACCUCAGCCUCAACCGCAGCCCGACCAUCAGUCAGCACUAGCUCCGCUAACAUCGCAGCAACAGCAACAGUCUACCCCGCUAUCAGGGGUUAUUGCACCGCCACCACCGCCAUCUAUACCCAUCCCAGUACCUCCGAUCGCCGGUGCGUCAUCACCAGCUUCAAAAAUACGUGUCGUAUCCCCAACACCAAUAGAAUCGCGGAAUUCACCAUUAAUCUCGCGGGAUCAAGGGAUUGGACUCAGGAACGUUCGGCAGAGUUUCGUGCUGCAUCCGACAGGGCAGGAGGAAAGACCAGGAUUAAUUUCGCAUGGAACUUCCGCCUCCAGGACACUUCUCGGCCAAGGAUCGUCUUCUUCAUUGACAACCACCCCUGCAGCUUCGGCUCCCAACGCCACCGGCACUUCUAAUUACCCAAUUGCACCCAUUCAAUAUACCCCGGUCACUCAGUAUAAAGCAAACCCUUCAAAGGAGAGCUCCAAGAUGAAUAGAAAAACGCGCGACACAAUCACUGCCGCCAAGGACGCAACUGUUUUGGUCGAAUCACCCAAAGACCUUAAGGCGGUAGCAGAGAACAAGGAACCUGUCGUAGCUACAGCAAUUGAACCGGCGCAAGUAAUAACACCGUCAUCGGUGGUACCGGUAUCAGCAGCAUCGGCGCCAGCAACAGCGACAGCAGCACCGACAUCAACUGGAGCUGAGAUUACAUCCGCAGAGCUGAUCACGGAUCUAAAGUCAACCUCGGAUCCAGCUGUUGAUGCCACUGCGCAAUGGGCGCUGGAUGCAUUGUCAGGAUUUUCAGAUGUCAACUUUGAUGCUACUCUGCCUGUUAGUGUGGCUGUGGCGACAACUCUGGCCACGACUUCUUAUUCAAAAGAUCUACCAUCAAAACUCCCAAUGAUGCUUCCACUAAGCAGUGCUGGAUCAAAAAGCAACCAGUCAGCUACGGAAUCCUCCCCUGCCAAGAUCAUUCAGUCGCCUUUCGAGUCAGCACAAACUGCGAGCGAGGAGAUGCGACAGAGGCAGCAGACUGCGACUCCGGAGUUGAGAUCCCAGCCUCUUCAGGCCUCAACAUCUGUGGAUCCUUAUCACAAUUUGGUCGCUACUAUAUCCCCAUCAACUUCCACAGCCUUCGCACCUUCUUCAUAUCCCGGCACGCAUCCACUUGCGGCUCAUUCGAGCUAUGUUCCAUUUGAUCAGAGUACUAAUAACAAGGGUUAUCACCACGGUGGUCAUGGGGCGCACCAGGCGAACAGGAGUAUUUCUAGCUUGCGAGAUCUUCAUAUACACAAUACACCCGUGUCUGUGGAGAGGCCAAGCCAUGAUCUCGGACACUUGCGACGUGGAGAACUUAUGGCGAGCGUAGAUUCUACACAUGUAUCUACAACACACUCUACAUCAUCACUAGCACCACCCGCUUUAAGUUUGGGGUCAGGAUAUCAAAUACCAUGGCUUCCUCAGAGCCGACCUGUCCUUCCACCGAAAGCUGACAUCAACUCGAUCGAUGUUCCUGCUCUGACCGGAAAUCAGCUGCUCCCAUCAGAGCCACGCCGUCUGAACCUCGAUUCAACCGACCCAUGCCUGCAAUUCAAACAUAUUGGAGAAGCUCUCCGACACUGGGGCCAGCAUACACCUGAAGGAAAUUCGUUCGCGAACCUGGAUGGUAAAGGCGUCGAAUGCGGCUCAUGGGAUUGGUCUUUUACUCUUGGACGGGCAGAAAUGAUUGCCAAGGCGAUCCAUGACAAGACUCAACUUCGGGCUGGCGCAAGGGUUGCUCUCGUCUUUCGUCUAUCAGAGAUUCUGGAGUUCAUCGCCGCGUUCUACGGAGCUAUUUUGGCGGGCGUUGUACCAGUGCUUGUCAACCAGAUCCAGGACUUUUCAGAGAUGGUCUACAUUAUGACCUCGGCUAAAGUGGAGCUCGCGCUGACAACGCAAUUCAACCACAAAUCUCUUCAGAAGGAUCUGAAGAAAGGCGCUGUGUGGCCCUCGGGCGUGGUAUGGUGGCAAACGGAUAUUCUGGAAACCUGGGCGCCAAAGAGCAGUCAACAGGAGCGAUUGCCUCUCGCGAAUAACGAGCUGGCUUAUAUCGAGUACACCAAAUCAGCUUUGGGCGAACUGAAGGGCGUUGCUGUCAGCCACAAGAACCUGAUUAUGCAAUGUCAGGCCCUCUUUGCGAGUAUGUUAUGGAGACCAGCACUCUAUCGGGAUAAAAACGGUAACUUGCAACCUGACCCACUUCUGGAGUCCGACACACCCGCUCCACAUCCCAAGGAAAGCAAAAAGAACUUAGCCGCCAAACGCGCUCCAGGCACGGCGAUGACAUGGCUAGAGCCCAGGCAGCAAUCAGGUUUAAUUCUAGGAUGCAUCAUGGGCGUCUUCUGUGGUAGCUUCACUGUCUUUAUGGAAAGUGCAAUCACUGCGGUCUCUGGACUAUGGGCCCACUCUGUUGCAGCCUAUAGAGCAAACGUUGCCUUUGCUGAUUACAUUGGAGUGCAAAAACUUUUGCGGAAUUUCAGGAUCAAUCCUCAGGCGACCAUAACUCCAACACGGCCGGACUUGAGGUUUCUUCGUACUGUUUAUGUGGACACCCAGACCAAUAACCCAGUCCUCAACCGGGAGUUCUUGGACGACUAUCUCUACCCACUCGGCGUGCUUCCACGUCAGGAUUUAUCCUCUAAAGGCAGUCAGGUGGUGACUAUGGAGGGAGCUCUUCCAUCCUCAGCGUCUGGAAGCAACUCCAAGAUGGUCAGGAGCGAUCUCGGAGUGAUUGCGUUCCUGAGUCUACAAGAGCAUGGUGGCAUGAUUGUGUGUCUGCGAGACCCUUUGGAUCCGCCAGCGAACACGCAAUUAGUCGAUCUCCGGAAACAUUAUCGGAAAUCGACGCUUCCUCGACCAAGGCGACCAUCAGCGGCGGUUCAGGACUCUGAUGUUUCAACUGAACAUCACCCACAACCUUCUGCGCCAGAGAAGACACCUAAGAACGACCCUAGUAGCGCUCACAGUCAGGGCGGCCUCUUGAAUCAUCCCCCAUCAUCGUUGACGUGCAGCGAGUAUUUGUUGCACAGGACUGCCCUGAGAUCGAACCGCAUUGUCAUCUUGGCCACCGGAGAUGAGGCAUACAAGCGUAGGGACGAACCAGGUGCCGUUCUCCUAGGCGCAUUUGGCUACCCUCUGGUUCAGUCAACGGUAUUUGUGGUCGAUCCUGAGACGCUAGCGCUUUCUUUACCUGAUGUUGUUGGAGAGAUCUGGGUCAGCUCGCCUGGAAUGCCCAUCGGAUUCUGGGGUCUACCUGAACAUUCACAGGAAGUCUUCAACGCCAAAUGUUACAUCAUCACGGAGGAGAAUAUGAUUCCUACAGUGUAUCGACCACCAGGAUGCGAAAAGCUGUUGCGUACGGGCCUUUUAGGCGCCAUGAUCGAGGGCCGCGUUGUUGUGUUUGGAUCCUAUUGGGACCGACUACAGCAGGAUACGGCCGAUCCUAUGAAGCCUAUCGGAGUCCAGUAUGAAUAUCAUCACAGCUCCGAACUGAAGAAGACGCUCUUCGCCAAAGUGGGCGGCAUUGGCGAAAUCUCGAUAUUCGAGUGUUUCGUCAAUAAGGAAUACUUGCCGGUUGUCUGCAUUGAGCUCUCAAGGGACAGCAGGUGGAAUGGACAAUCCACUAACACGGUGGCGCUUCAUAUCGCGACCAACGCUCGACAUAUUUUGAAGGAGGUGAACGCUCUGCGAAGUUAUUGUGUCGCUGUUUGGGAUGUGAAUACGCUGCCUAGGAUCUUCGAGAAUGGACGGAGAGUCGUUGAUCAUGCUCUCUGUAAAAAGAUGUUUGAGCUUGGUAGGAUCUACAGGAUGCUCUACUUUGGCACAUUUACAGAAGACGUCAUGUUUAACAUCCCACGAGGCGAUGAUAUCGUGAAUGGUUUCUGGAGUCGGGAAUGUGUUGCCAAGAGACAGCGUCGACAAGGAACUUCUCUUCGAUAUGUCCAGUAUACCUCCAGCAUCGUGAACCCUGACGCCUACGAUGAAAAGACGAACGUAUUCAUGGGAAAGUUCCAUAACAUCACGGACGUAUUGAUCUGGAGAUCGAUCAUUCAGCCAGACGACGCAGCAUUCAUUGAGCUGGAUUCCCGAGUCAAGGAGCAAAGGUUGAUUCCCUUCAAAAAGUUUAACCAGAAAGUGACUGGAUACGCCAUGCACUUGGAAAAGAAGCACGGUUUGAAGGCAGGAGACCAUGUCCUUCUGUGGUUCACCCAGGAUCUGGACUACAUCAUCACUCUUCACGCCUGUUGGGUUCUGGGACUGGUUCCCAUCCCUCUACCUCUGCCAGACAGUGCUCAGACGAACCAUUCGCAACCCAGUCAUUUCAUUGGUAGCCAUGGGGGGUCUGGAUCUAUGAUUGGACACCUUGGUGCUGCCGUCAACGCCUCGUCCGCUGCAGGAGCCAACACACCAAAUGGUGCCAACUCGACUAACCUGGCUCUUUCUUCCAAAGCGGUUGAGGAUAAGAGGAAUGGGAUUCUGAGGGCUCUGUUGCGUAUCAUGGAUGAGGUCAAGGUCAAGGCUAUCUUGGGCAACAACACUACGGACGAAUACUUGAAGCAAAAGACGACGGGCGCAUAUUUACGGACAUGCAGGUCGGCGUUCACAGCAACGUAUUCACAGACGCCGGAAAUGUUUGCAUCAGCAGAUAUUGUUCUUCCGACGUUCUGCAAUGUGAGCAAGGCAGCUAAGACAAAGCAGAUGCUGGGAGCGCUCUCGGGAUAUGCACCAAGGAAGGAAUGGUUUGCAGCAAACUAUCCAGCCGUCUAUCUGAUCGACACUGAAUCCAAGGCUGAAUCAAUCACCUCUAAGAAACUGCUCAAGUUGAACCAUGAGACGCUGAACAAUCUUUGCCGGAACCAGAAGCUGCAGUUCAAGACUUUGACUGGACAGCCUGUCGUGACAAGCAUGAGCAUCUUCCAUGGUCUCGGCUUCAUCCACGGAUGUCUCUGCGGGAUCUACAAUGGUGGGCCGACGGUCAUUAUCCAGCCUACCGAUUUCCUUGCCAACCCAAUUGUUCUGCUGGAGGCUGUAUCUCGCUACAAAGCCCAAGACGUGGCGUUGACAUAUCCUAUGCUGGAUCAAUUGCUUUCACGGCUGGAUGGAACUCAUGGAGCUUCAUCGGCGCCAGGGUCUGUCAAUCUGGAAUCUAUCGUAAACUUUAUGCUCUGUGGACAUGGCCGGGUACAGCGGGAGAAGACGAUGACGGCCAUCGGACGCCUUGGUCCCCUCAAGCUUGCACCUGAAGCAAUCAACUUAAUAUAUAGUCACCCACUGAAUCCCAUGGUGACUUCACAGAUGGAAAGAGACGCUGGAUCGAUCCGCAUCCAUGUCUCAUCCAAGAACCUACGUUAUGGUAUCAUUACUCCUACCUCGGAAGGCGAUGAUCCGACGGGCAUUUGGUUAGAAGACGUUGGCGUUACCACGAUAUGCACAUCGAUCGCGAUCGUGCAUCCAGAAACACACGAGGUCUGUGCAGCGAACCAGAUUGGUGAGAUCUGGAUCUGCUCUGAUGCGAGCAUCAACUCGUUCCACGUUCCUACAGGAUUCACCAGUAAUCCGACGCAUCCGCAGCCGUUCAACGCAUGCAUCACAGGAUACGACAGCAGGGUCAAAUAUGUGAGAACAGGCGAUUUGGGCUUCUUGUGGAACGGGCAGCAGCAACAGCUGCUAAUGCGACAGCAUUCGUUGUCGCAGCAGGGUCAAUGGCCUGGUGCCCAGACCAACAUGGGAUCCGGAUCAUUCCAGCUUUUCGUUCUGGGAAGGCUGGAAGAUUCCUUCCAGUUUCAAGGGUUGUUACACUUUGCAGUGGAUAUCGAAGCAACUGUCGAGAGCUCUCAUGCCAAUGUUGCAGCUCAGGGAUGUGUCGCUUUCAAGACAGCUCAGGGACAAGUAGUGUGUGUAGUCAAAGUACAGAACCAGGAGCCCGAGCUUCUGGUCUCAAUGUACAUCCCAAUAAUGCACGCGAUCCUUGAGCAGCAUCAAUUCUUGCCCGACUCCAUUAUCCUUGUUGGCGACAAUGUCUCGACAGCCAAACGGAUCACAGAUGGACUCAAGCCAAGAGAAACGAUCAGCAGCCUUCACAAUUCUGACCGCCUACCCAUUCUUCAUCGCCAUCAUUGUCACGGACAAACCCUGGCGCCUGUCCCGAGCUCGAUGCUACCUCCGAUCAUUGACAGGCCUCUAUCAGAGCUUCCGAUAGGCACCUCGUCCGCAUUCGUUCGCUCCAGCUAUUCAUACCCGCAGCAUCAACAGCCGUCAGCAGCGUCAGCAGCAAAUGCUUCUUCCAGUCGAUUUCAAACUGGCGUCAGUUCUGCGUCCAUGAAUGCUGCAGGUCGUGGUCCCCCACAUGUGCAUCUUCCAGCCUUCAACAAUGGAUCUCCAGUGGAAGCAGGCAGUGCUAAUCAUGGGACCAGCCGCAACAGUAUUUACGGAUCACCCUUACUGAGUGCCAGCAUUCCGUUGCCGCCUGGAGCCCAUAACCCACUCCAGCAAUCGCCUGCUACUAAUAACAUUUCGCUUAAUGGUCCCACAACAUAUCAGCCGCAUACACACUACCAUCCAGGAGGAGGGUACCUUAGCUCCUCACCGGCCGCAGUAUUACCAGGGUCGGCGGUGGUGAAUCCUCCGGUGCUUCAGCAGCAGCAACCACCGAUCUCGACCUCCAGCCUGGGAUCGAACCAUUCCGCAAGCAAUACUAAUAAUGCCAAUGGUCCUGGUUCUGGGACAGUUGGGGGAUUCAUAGCCCGGAUCCAUCCUCGGCCGGUAUCCCAGCAGGGAUUCGCGUCGAAUUUAUCGCCGAUGAGCGGUGGAGGCGGUGGUACAGGUGUGGGUACGAACGGCGGCAGUGGCGCACUUGGAGGAUCGGGAUUGACCAACAACAACAAUAAGAACAAUAGUAGCAGCAGCCUACAUAUUUCGACACUAAAUCUUCUGAGCGAGAUGGCGAUGUACACGGGCGGGAGCGCCAGUCCCGUCAACGAGCGACCCUCGAGAACUGCACAGAACCGAAACACGCAGCAACCGCCGCUACUGCAGCAACAUAGUCAACCCCAGCUGCUUCACCAUAGCCAGGGUCAGUCCAGGGCUUCUCAUUCGCGACAGGCACAGAGCCAGGAUGCGAUAUCGCUGUCGUCUGAGGAGUUGAAAGUAGGGCCGCCGGACUCGAAGCAGGGUGGCGGGGUAAAGGGUAUUAUGAAGGGCAUGAACGCAAAGUGGUCGGAAAUCCGCAAAGCGGGAAUGACAUAAUCCUGGUCUCUUAUUGGAUGCACACACACCCUGUGCGCUGAAACUGUUUCUCUCUCUUGUUGCCUUUUGUUGUUUUUCAAUCUCAUCCCCGUUUAUCCUUCUUGUAGAAUCCCCCCCGCUCCGCCCUUGUAACAUGACUGUGCAUCCUGUCCCUCUAGAUCCAAAUAAAAAAAUAUGGAUGCAAAACC